UUUGUGUAAGCAAUUUAGUGUGGAGAUUGAAUGACUGGUAUUAUAAUCUCAAACAAAGAAACAAACAGUACCCUCUUCCUCCUGGUGAUUUGGGAUGGCCAUUCAUCGGCGAUAUGUUAACCUUUGUUAAACACUUCUCAUCUGGUCAUCCUGAUUCUUUCAUCAAAAACAUCGUUUCCAAGUAUGGGCGAAACGGUAUCUAUAAGUCACACUUGUUUGGAAGUCCGAGCAUAAUCAUAUGUGAAGCUGAUUUAAUUAUGAAAGUGCUAACAGAUGAUGAGACUUAUAAGUUUAGUUAUCCAAAAUCAACGGUAGAAUUGCUUAAAUAUAAACCCUAUUGGAGUUUUUCUCGAAAAGAACAAAUGCUUUUUAGACGCAUAAUCUCUUCUCUUACUCUGAACAACACUUCAUUAGAAAAUUACCUGUCGAAUAUUGAGGAAAUCAUGGUGAAAUCGCUGGAGGAUUUUUCUAGCAUGAAUCGUCCUGUUGAGUUGUUGAAAGAGAUGAAGAAUGUUUCGUUUAAAGUUAUCGUUGGUCUUUUCAUGGGUUCUUAUGAUGAACGAUUCAUGUCCAAAAUAGGGAAUUCUUUUAGUCAUAUGCACUCGGCUUUGUUUUGUAUGCCAUUUAAUCUUCCGGGGUUUGCUUUCCGUAGAGGACUCAUUGCACGUGAGAAGCUAGCCAAAUUAGUGAAACCUAUUGUGAAAGAAAGGAGGUUGAUGAUAAGAAAGGGUGACAAAAAAAAUUUACUUGAUAUUCUUUUACAAGUAAAUGAUGAAGAUGGUUGGAAACCAGAUGAUGAUGAUAUCAUCCAAAUGUUGAUUGCAAUGGUACUUGCUGGUCACGAAACCACUGCACAUGGACUCAUGUGGUCAAUUAUAUAUCUUACACAAAAUCCACAUAUCAUGAAAAAGGCUAAGGAGGAGCAGGAGGAAAUCAUGAAGGCAAGAGAGGGCACAAAGAAAAAAUUAAGUUUUGAAGAGAUUAAGAAAAUGGUUUAUCUCUCUCAAGUCAUCGAUGAAACGUUACGCCAUAUCAGUCUUACUUUUGCACUUUUUCGAGAGACAACUAGAGACGUUAACAUUAAUGGUUAUAUAAUACCAAAAGGAUGGAAAGUCCUUCCUUGGCUAAAAUCUAUUCACAAAGAUCCUACCUAUUAUUCAAAUCCAGAUGAAUUUAAUCCAUCAAGAUGGAAUGAUCACGAUACCAAGCAUGGAACCUUCAUUCCUUUUGGAGUAGGAAGUAGGCACUGCCCUGGGAAUAGCUUGGCCAAAAUUGAAAUUUAUGUAUUUCUACAUUAUUUCAUUCUCAAUUACAAGUAA
This is a messenger RNA of Lathyrus oleraceus (garden pea), 1319 nucleotides long. Its product is annotated as beta-amyrin 11-oxidase. The coding region runs from base 114 to 1319 and encodes 401 amino acids. Lineage: Eukaryota; Viridiplantae; Streptophyta; Magnoliopsida; Fabales; Fabaceae. Gene Ontology annotation, biological process: sterol metabolic process; multicellular organism development; brassinosteroid biosynthetic process. The transcript is spliced from 7 exons. Gene Ontology annotation, cellular component: endoplasmic reticulum. Gene Ontology annotation, molecular function: ent-kaurenoic acid monooxygenase activity; heme binding; iron ion binding. The record is from RefSeq and is a predicted model, not a curated record.